GGUACGUGGUUGGGUCGGGUGGACGUCGUUCACGAGAAUCGUGUUGCUUGCUCCGAACGCUGGCUCAGACUGCGGCCCGGGGCCUGGGCAGCGAAGAUCGAGGACUCACACCACAUCUCCCUCGCUCUCGCUUGAUUCCAUGCGGCAUCGAACUAUCGUCGCCGAUGGUAGCAGCCGGCCGCGAUGUACACGUACGAGCAGAGUGGCGAGCGCGAUGAGUGAAAGCGCGGAUCGCGAUAUGUUGACUCAGCAUUGCUCGAGCCGCAGCUGCGACUUCUCAGAUUCCGCGAAACAUUAAGAAAGAGUUUGUGUCUGCGCAACAUUCGCACCGUCAGCCGCGGAGCGGACCGGUGGUCGACGGGCUGAUUUCGCGAUCAGUGCAGCGCGGAGUAUAUAUGGCUCGACGGCCAGCCUGGAUCCCCCCUUGAGAACGAGCUUCGAGCAGGUCGAAUUGGGCGGGACGGCUCAAGGAGCCGGAGUGAAACUGAAGUAGGCAUAGCUGCUGACAUUCGGGCUUUAUCCUUGCCGACAAUCGAGGCGACGACGGGGAGUGAGGACGAGGGGUGGGCGUGAGCGAGUGAGCGAUCGAUCGAUCUUUCGAUCUUCUCGGCGAGAAGCAUCGGGUGCAGAAGUUUGUGAGGAGCCAUGAAGCCGACAAUCGCAAAACUGGCCGGUCCAAUUGCGCAGCAAACUCUUUCUAAUUUGAAGUGUGUGACGGUAGACGUGACAGGGACGCUAAUCGCCUACAAGGGUAGUCUCGGCGAUUACUACUGUUUGGCGGCCAAGAGAGUCGGUUUGCCGUGCCCUGACUACGAUCGGAUGCAUGAGGGUUUCAAGGUCGCUUACAAGGAGAUGGCUCAAACGCAUCCUUGCUUCGGAAACGCAGCCAACAUGCCCAACAUAGAGUGGUGGCGAACCGUUGUACACAAUUCGUUCUUGAAGGCCGGUUAUGAGUACGACAACAAGACAUUGGAAAAAAUCUUCAUGCGUAUCUACCGAACUUUUGGCUCGGCCACACCCUACACUCUGCUUCCGGAUGCCAAGCCAUUUCUGCAGUGGAUUCGAAAGCAGGGCAUCGUUGUCGGGGUCGUGAGCAACGCCGAGCACCGUUAUCGAGAUGUAAUCCUGCCUACCCUGGGCCUGAAUCAGGGAUCAGAGUGGGACUUUGGGGUCUUUUCUGGAAUUGAUGGAGUGGAGAAACCAGAUCCUAGAAUUUACGAACUUGCCAUGGAGAGAGCAGGUGUGCAGAACCCUGACGAAGUGUUACACGUCGGAGACAGCUACAAGAAGGAUUAUUUACCAGCUAAGAGCCUUGGAAUGCACGCCGUUCUUCUGGACCGCUUCAAAACAGUUGAAUCCAAGACGUGGAAAGAAAACGGCGCAACUGUCUUCCCCGAUUUGAUCGAGGUUGAAAAAUGGAUUCAUGGAAAGUGGGGCAUCACACCCGAAGAGAGAUGUGCGCAGGUGGCAGCCGAGGCCGACAACCAAAUCCCGCCAUCUGCCGAAGCAGCGAGCGCAUAGGCUCAAAUUUUGUAUACUGAUCUGAUACUUUGUAUCCACAAUUAGGUCCAGUAUACAUCCCGGCUCAAGCCAGCAAGGAUUGCCGCGAAGCACGCCUCGCUGUCCGGCGUAGUACACCGUAGUCUACUGCAGAAUAUGGUGCUCUUUUGAGGAGAAAUAUUUGGGGCGUAGAUAGACCCAAUGUAAUAUUUGUAAAUUCUAGAUCAAUUUGUGUAGAAUUAGUCAUUUUGAACAUACAAAAUUUUCCUAAAGCUUCAAUCCUUCCGAUCCACGCAGAGCACACAUUGCUUCCCUUUUAACACGAGAAGAUAGGCCACAUAUCUGGAAUCAAAGCUGACAGGUCUCUUUUGAACUUAACACAUUGGCAGCCAAGUUUUAUACAUUCCAUUGAACUGAUUUGUGGAAGACACGGAAUUUCCAGAAACCCAGACCAGUGAGUCACUAGCCGAUCUUUGAGUAAAGACAUGAGGUUGGACCAGGAGUCCACGUUGUACCGGAAAGACAGCGCGAAAUGCAGCAAAGCAUGCACAAGCUGAAGCAACAGUAGCGUGACGAAGAGAACUACCGUGCUCAAGAAUAAUGAACAUUACCUUCUAAAAUAAGGCAAUAUCUCCCAAAACAUGUUGGUUUUGAAGGCUAAACACUCCAGGUAACUAGCCCACGG
This is a messenger RNA of Marchantia polymorpha subsp. ruderalis, 2185 nucleotides long. Lineage: Eukaryota; Viridiplantae; Streptophyta; Marchantiopsida; Marchantiales; Marchantiaceae. The record is from the annotation of a GenBank genome assembly.